UGAUUUUUACAGUAGUUUGGUGUGUCUUCAUGUGUUCUGCAUCAUUUUCUAGUCACUCUUUCUUGUGAUUUCACUUUUGCUGAGUAAAUAGGUUUAUCAUUAAUUUAUAAUAUCAUUUUCAUACUUAAUUUGUUAUUACUUUGUAGUUAGCUUUCUCUGGAAUAGAGAUCUUAAACAUUUUGUCAAGUUGAGUUCUUACCAAUUGAAAUUUUUCAACCAGGGUCUUUUACUAUAUCAUUAUGUUUUUUCUUACUUUAAAAGGGGUUUUAAUCCCUAAAGUUGGGGAAAUUGAAUUUAAAUUGGAAUAUUUUAAUCUGUCAGAGAACUUGAGAUGCACUAUUAUGAUAGGUAUGUGUGUGUCUUCGUGCCAAUAUGAUAGUUAACUGAUGUGAUGUGAAAAUUAGACAAUCCUUCUGUUCUUUAGCAUGUGUUGCUGUACAAUUUUAUAAAUAAUAAUUGAGAAUAAAAUCCAUAAGUUGUUAAUUUUCCUUUUCCAUUUGCUAAAUUGUUUCAUUUGUUAUUUGCAAUUUCAAGUACAUAAAGUUGCUAUAUAUACUUUUCCCUUUUCAUUAUUUAUUACAAAAUUGCAUGAUCUUAGCACCUGUAAAUUACUCAACCAUAGUUCAAGGCAAGCCUCAAUAAUGGUUAUUUGUCAACUUGUGUUUUGCGUAUGUCUUAUCUUUAGGUCACUACAGGUAGGAUGAUGACCUCUAUAAUGUCUUUGUUUGGAUUUUAGUGAAUUGCAUUUCUAGACCAAUCAUUAAUGGAAAGAAUCCUGCUUCUUUAAUGAAUAAAUAAAUGAUAGGAAAAACCAGUUGCACUUCCUCUUUGCUACUUUUCAAUUUAAUUUUUUUUGUUUUACAUGGCUACUAAAAGUUCAUGCUGUAUAAUUAUGCUUUUGAUAACAGCAGUUCUUAGUGCUGUCUCCUUUAUUUUUCCCUCCCUGCUCCCUGGUCUUGCUUCAGACAUGCGAGUUGUUUUUCCAUUGCUAUCAGAGGCUGCACAUUGUUUAGAGCUCAAACAUUUUUACUUUCAAAAUCAUGCUUGCCAGUACAUGUCUACCACUCGUAUGUUUUUUAGCUCAUAGGAGCUCAACAGUUGAUGGACUGCUACCCCAAGAGCAGUGACAAGAAAACAUUGAAGAAGUGGUUUUUUAUUGAUAAAAGAGUAGGGUGAAGUGGAAAUCCAAUACAUAUUAGUUUCUUACAUUGUUGCUGGGUAUAAAUUGGUUUAUAAACCUGGAUCCUAUGGACUUGAAGUCAAAUCAUACUCCUAUUCUCACUGAUGCUGCACCCAUAACGAAUUCAAGACUGCAUGUGCAUUCCAGUUUGUUUCCUUAUUCCCAUACUGGGGUAACCUGUCCACAUAGCAUGUUAUUGACUAUCCCGAGGAAGAAGACAGGAAUUCUUGAAGAUGUUCGUUGUAGCAGUUGGUUGGAUGCCAUGAAAUCAUCUUCACCUCCACCCAAGAAUAUGACAAGGGAUGUUAGUCAUGGGUUUGCAUCAUCUGAAGCUGAUACUGCUUUUGCUUAUUUUACCUGGCUGCUAAAAUAUCCAUCAGCACUUACAUCUUUUGAUCAAAUUACAAACUAUGCAAAAAGCAAGAGAAUUGCAUUGUUUCUGGACUAUGAUGGGACUCUUUCACCGAUUGUGGAUAAUCCUGACUGCGCUUUCAUGUCUGACCAUAUGCGUGCUGCUGUUAAAAAGGUUGCUGAAUAUUUUCCUACAGCAAUAAUUAGUGGAAGAAGCCGUGACAAGGUAAAUGAAUUUGUAGGACUAACAGAACUCUAUUAUGCUGGUAGUCAUGGGAUGGACAUCAUUGGCCCUGUUAGACAAUCUGUAUCUGAUAACCACACUAAUUGCAUCAUUAGAUCUACAGACAAGCAGGGUAAGGAAGUUAACUUAUUCCAACCUGCUGCUGAAUUUGUACCCAUGAUUAAUGAGGUCCGCGAGUCUCUCAUAGAGUGUACUAAAGACAUUAAAGGAGCAAGAGUUGAGGACAACAAAUUUUGUGUAUCUGUACAUUACCGCAAUGUAGAUGAAAAGAAUUGGAAUUUGGUGGGGCAACGUGUUAAUGAUGUUCUGAAGGGCUACCCACGUUUGCGAUUAACUCACGGGCGCAAGGUUUUAGAGGUCCGCCCUGUAAUUAACUGGGAUAAGGGUAAAGCUGUCACAUUUUUGCUCGAGUCACUUGGACUUGACAAUUGUGAUGAUGUGCUUCCUAUAUAUAUUGGAGAUGAUCGAACGGAUGAAGAUGCGUUUAAGGUUCUGAGAGAGGGGAAUAAAGGUUACGGGAUCUUAGUAUCUUCAGCACCAAAGGAAAGCAAUGCAAUUUACUCUCUUCGUGAUCCACCAGAGGUGAUGGAAUUUCUGAAGUCACUUGUGGAAACAUUCCAAGAGAUUUCAUGGAGCAGAUUUACGCACAGAAGACUUCUUAUGGUAGCAACAACAUUGUCGCUACCUAGUUAUUUUGCUCAAAGCUCCUGUGGCAAGUGUAAAUUCCGGGCUUAUAAUUUACAUAUAUUUAUAAGAGUCAAAGAAUAUCAGCUGAUUUUUGUUUUCUUCUUCGAUUUAAAAUUGUAUUGAUAUUUAAUCAUUGCGGCUUCAAUUUUGAUCACUAUAUUUGUCCACUUAAAAGGGAGAGUUACAUACUUGGUCAUUCA
Messenger RNA from Lotus japonicus, 2662 nucleotides. Its product is annotated as trehalose-phosphate phosphatase A-like. The record is from RefSeq and is a predicted model, not a curated record. The transcript has 14 exons. Bases 1248 to 2585 code for a protein of 445 amino acids. NCBI's taxonomy places the organism in Eukaryota, Viridiplantae, Streptophyta, Magnoliopsida, Fabales, Fabaceae. Gene Ontology annotation, biological process: trehalose biosynthetic process. Gene Ontology annotation, molecular function: trehalose-phosphatase activity.